Molecule: messenger RNA, 1016 nt
Organism: Diuraphis noxia (Russian wheat aphid)
Lineage: Eukaryota; Metazoa; Arthropoda; Insecta; Hemiptera; Aphididae
Product: THAP domain-containing protein 1-like
Molecular function (GO): sequence-specific DNA binding; protein binding
Source: RefSeq, a predicted model, not a curated record
UUAAGAUAUUAGCGCAAUGUGUAAGACAAAGAUAGUAACACCAUUAGUAUGUCCCAUCUCGUUCUAACAUUCCGUUUCGGGCAACACUGCUUGGUGAGCAUUCCAGUUAUCAUAUAGUUCAAUGACUGCAUAUUGCAUAUUAUCAUUUAUCAUUAUGCUCAUAGCUCAUUGCUCACAUUGCAGGCUCACUGACGACUGACCACUGUUAUGUGUUUUUGGUUAGUGACAACUUAUCCGUGGUAGUUUUUUAUGUGUCUUUUCUAAUUUAAAAUUUAAUAUAUUCUGCUGUCAUUUUGACAAAAUAUAGCAGUAUAAUAUACUUUGUCAUCCUUACCAUUGUCGCUUAGGAACCGGAAUUACGAUUCAAAAACGUUAUAAUCCAGGAAUUCUCGACGUCCAAUACUUUUGAGUCGAGGCGUGCGAGUUCAGUAGUUCAAAGUCAGCUCUGCGGACUUACUAGACACUUAGAAACUACUAGCCUAGUAGUGGCGAUGGAACGACAAGUUGAUGUCGUGGAUACAAAGUUACUCGAAGUUGUUAAACAGUCUCUAAAAAAUGGCCCUAAUUGGGAUACCUUUACAUCAACAGUAGAAAAUGAAAUAAAAAAAAUCCUUAGGGAAAAAGGUGUGAUCAAUAUUACGACCGAAAAGAAACCUGUGCCAUCUGAAACAAUUGAGUUGAUUAAUAAGCUCAUAACUGAAUACAUGGAUUGGAUGGGAUACAAAUUGACAAACUCAAUGUUUAAGAAAGAAUUGGGAACUGAGUUAAACACAAAUGGUUAUCGAAAGCAGAUGACUUCAUUAUUAUGCCUUGAAGACAAUGAUGAAACAUUAAAAUUGCCUCUUUUAACAGUGUUGAUAACAAUGUUUAAGAAUAAAGAUGGAGACAAUAAAGAACCUUUAGAGAUUUGAGGCAUAACAUUUCAUUUAAACCAAUUAUUUGUGUUACCUAUGCAUUAUACACCUUCAUAUGUUAUUGUAAUCCUAAGUUAUACAAUACAAUUUAAUGUAAAAAAU